This is a messenger RNA of Meira miltonrushii, 10257 nucleotides long. RefSeq lists its product as uncharacterized. The transcript has 3 exons. Gene Ontology annotation, cellular component: nuclear pore; nuclear pore cytoplasmic filaments. Gene Ontology annotation, biological process: RNA export from nucleus; post-transcriptional tethering of RNA polymerase II gene DNA at nuclear periphery; protein import into nucleus. NCBI's taxonomy places the organism in Eukaryota, Fungi, Basidiomycota, Exobasidiomycetes, Exobasidiales, Brachybasidiaceae. The record is from RefSeq and is a predicted model, not a curated record. Gene Ontology annotation, molecular function: RNA binding; structural constituent of nuclear pore. The coding region runs from base 1 to 10257 and encodes 3418 amino acids.
AUGAACGAAUGGACAAGAGACUAUAAUGGCUCGUACGGAACAAGCGCAAACUCAUCCAAUGUGAGUGCGAGCGGAAGCCCAUUCCGGCAUUCAUCCUCAUCACUUGCACAUCCUGGAACGCCAAAUAAAGUCAGAACGGAAAGCAAUGCAAGUAGUAGCAGCAAUGCACCUGGUGAAUCUCUCAUCUCUUUCAAUGCAAAAUCCAUAGGCGGACUCACUUCGGCACUUGCAAGGGCUAAUUUGACAUCUUUUGAUCAACAUGCUGUUCAAAUGGCUGCUACUUCUUCUCGUGAAAGUAGUGCUGCUCAUUCAGCCCGAAGCUUUAGUAAUGCUGCAUCCGAUCUUAACAAUAUGAAUACCAGACCGCCUUUCAUUCGACAAUCGUUUUCAGAUGGCGCUCCGAUCGGAGUUGCACAGACAUAUCUUGGUGGACAACCACAACAAAGAACACCGUCUGGUACAGGAGAUCAAAUCAAUGUUCCCGUAUCUCUACCAACUACGGGACCUCUAUCAGCUUCUGAUCCAAGAACGCAACUGUAUAUUUCAAAUUUACCAUACAGGGUUCGAUGGCAAGAUUUAAAAGAUCUCUUCCGACGUGCCGGUACAGUGUUACGUGCUGACGUCAGCUUGACUGCAGACAAUCGAUCGAGAGGUUUUGGUACGGUAUUAUUGGCAACUGAAGAUGAUGCAUGUCGAGCGUGCGAUAUGUUCAAAGGUUUCAAUUGGCAGGGACGAACGCUCGACGUCAAGAUUGAUCGAAGCGGAACGCUUUUGGGCGUCGGAGUUGGACAAGCAGAUCAAAUGAAUGCUUUGUCAGGAAAUUUGCAUUUGAAUGAAAGUAGUGAUUCACUAGGAGUGGCACCUCAUUCACCUUUACCACAACCGGGUAAUGGUCUAAUGGGCAAUUUGGGAAAUGCUUCACCCACACCAUCACCUCUUGGCAAUAAUUCGACAGGUUCAGCUUAUGGCCUUAGCCCUUCAAUGAAUGCUAUUCAUGCUAGUCCGUUGAUGCGUGCUGUACCUUCACAGCAGCAGCAAUAUGGAAUGCAACCUCAGGCAGCCAAUCUGGCUCAGCCUGGAUCGGGUAACUUGCAUGCGGGCCUUUCACCUGCCUUGUUGCCCUUCUUAGGCUCUUCAUCCCGAUCCUCGAUCCCAUCGCCAUCGCAAAAUAGUAUGUCUUUCAAUCCACAGCAAAAUUUAACGCCAUGGUUAAAUCAAAAUGCCGCUCAAACAUACUUGCAGCAACAAAGGUCUGCAUCAAUCAGCGCAGGCAUGUCAGGCACAAUGAAUUACGGUAAUCAAAUGAUGAGCAUGUCCGGUAGUCCUUCUUUCCUCAAUGGGAAUGCGGCUAUGAUGCAGUCAGGUCAGUCAUCACCUUUCUAUGGGCAGCAGAAUAUGAAUGCUAGGAUGAUGAAUCCAAUAUCACCUGCACUACAUGGAAAUAGAGCUGCGAAUCAAUCGAUGGCAUUGCCACAACCUCCUCUCAAUCUGAUGCCAGGUAAUAACUCGACCUAUUUUGGACGUGUUCUGUUUGUUGGAAAUCUUCCAUUCCAUUGUCAAUGGCAAGACUUGAAGGAUCUUUUCCGUGCAGCAGGCAACAUUCAACGUGCAGAUGUGGCUUUGACCGCUGAAGGGAAGAGUAGAGGAUUUGGUACAGUUCUGUUUGCUUCUCCUGAAGAUGCCCAGAAUGCAGUUCGAAUUUAUCAUGGAUAUGAGUACAGCGGAAGAACGUUGAAAGUGCACUUUGAUCGAUUUGCACAAGCGACUGCCCCGCCUUCGGGAGCAUUGCCUGCAUCUCCAUCUCAGUAUACCGGUGCAUUUGCUGCUGCAAAUACGCCCAUGCCUGUCUCCAACGCAGCUUCACAGCAAGUCCCUCAGCAAAAGGCACAACAAAUGCAACUACCACCACCGCCACACCAACAGCAGCAGCAGCAGCAGCAGCAGAGGUCACCGUACUUUUCUCAGCAAUUCCAACCCACUUCACAAGGAUACGACUCAUCAAUUUCUCAUCAAGAUUCUAUUGGUGGCUUACAGGCAAAUGCUGGGCAAACUUCAAUGCAACAAGGAUCAGACAAUCAAGGAUCUUAUCUUUCUGGUGGUGCACAAUUCAAAGAUCCACAGCAAUCCAUCCAAGACUCCUCCUUUGGUGCUCAAGCUAUCAAGAACAAUAGCCCAUUCCCUAGCAUGUUUAGUAUACCAAACACACAAGCCAACUUCAAUACUACAACAUCUGUCAGUUCUUCGACGAAUUUGGCAGGCUCCAAUGAUGGCGAUCAAAGUGAAGUAGGACAGGAUGUGUCAGAUACGACGUCAAUCUCUGUCCAUAGAGAUGGUUUAGAUGGUCAAAAGUCUUCUAAUUCUUCAAGUCAACAAGAGAAGACGGAGAGUCGAUCAGAUGAGCAAAGCAAAGGUUUUUCAGCAAACAGCAAUCAAAGCAAACAAGAAAAAAGCACUGCAAAUGGCAAUACUCAACAGAGCUCUCAAAGCAGACGGCCAUCUCGCGCUCCCGUUGGCUCUGGUGCUCAUCCUGGUCGUAUUGCCUUGCCACCUCAGGCUUUCCCAGUACCGAAUACUGUUUUACCACCUUACAGUCCUAUGCAUCAUCGUAUCAGCGUGCCCAUGACACCUGGUAUGCCGGGUUUCACCUUCCAUGCCGUUCCAGAAACGCCUCCUGUACAUCAUCAAUUCUUGAGUCCAGGAUUGGGUGGACCUUUCUCCCCUCCUCUUGCAAGUCCAACAUAUCUUGGACCUGCAACGCCCGGAGCACCUGCAAUUCGACCUUUUGGCGGUCAUGGCACGAUUGGCAAUAUCAAUCCAGCUCCUGGUGCACCUAUUCACUUUAAUAAUGGCGCUUCUACACCUAUGGCUGGAAUGAUGCAAACUUUGCAUAAUCAACAAAACUUCAAUCCAAUGUUCCCACCGAUCGGUAUGAGUUAUCAACAACCUCAAAUGAUGCCUGCAAAUCAGUAUACAGGAGGAUCAGACUUACCGCAAACGCCUCAUUGGAGUCAGCCUAGACCGCCACCGCCACAGAAUGCAUCAUUCAAUAUGAAUAACCAACAUCAAACAUCUCAGCGAAAUCCACCUUCUAUGACCAAUGUGAGACAACAGGAUUUCGCAAAGAGAGAUGGUGAAAGGGCAAGUAUUGGUAAGGGUGAUGGAGAAAAUGUGACUGGUGAUGUACUUUCAGCAUCAUCAAACAAUGCUAGAGGGUACCCAUUUCCUUUGUUGGAGACAGCAUCUUCUCAAUCAAUUGAAUCAAAUGCAGGUGCAGCAGAUGAAUCGAUCAAUGCAAACAGCUUGCUUGAUGGAAGCAAGGCAAACGGUGGCCCUACUCAAAGUGUUGGAACCAAUUUGGAUUUGCGUGAUAUUCAAGCAUCUACAGGAGCGUCCAAUACAGAAGAAUUGGCACGAAAGAUUGCACAAAUGAGCGCACAAAAAGCGUUACGAAUGCAACAGAGAGACCGUGUGGGCAGUAGUAGCGCAGCUUUACCGUCAGCAUCUCAAUCUGGUAGAGAAUCCCAAAAACACAUGCCAACAAAGCUUUCUCUUGAAAGUGUGGAAAAGACAGCCAGUAGAAGAUCGUUACCAGAAAUGGAAAGCGCUGGAGUGAAUUUGAAAGAAGGAAAAGAAGAUUUGGGUCAAGAUUAUAGCUUGUUUGCUGCUAUGAGUGGAAGCGCUUUGGAUGAUAGUACGAUCGGAAAGAUGUUUGGCUCAUCCACAGGUGGCUCAGGCUUUGGUGGCUUUGGCCAGCAAAAUAAUCAACAAACAGGUCAAACUGGUGGUUUGUUUGGUCAAUCUCAACCUGCUCAAACCAAUACACCUUCUUUUGGCGGUUUCGGGUCUGCUCAACCUCAACAGAUGCCCGCUUUUGGAUCCAGUACUACCAAUACAGGCGGAGGAGGAUUGUUCGGUCAAUCGCAACAACAACCUUCUUCUGGUUUCUCAUUUGGUCAAAAUACCAAUACUCCUACCCAACCAUUUGGACAAACUGCUCAAAAUAAUCAACCAAAGCCUGCAGGAUUUGGCGGUUUCGGUGCUUCUACCACUGGAGCUUCAUCUGGCUUUGGAGGAUUUGGAGCCAGCCAAACCCAACAACCUGCUUUUGGAUCUUCUACAAGUGGAACAAAUGCUUUCGGUGCGAAGCCUGCAGGUGGUCUGUUCGGUCAACAGCCACAACAAGCUGGCGCUUUUGGUCAACCUGCUUCAACUGGUGGUUUGUUUGGCGGUGGUGGUAAUAAUCUUUCUGCACAACAAACUGGUGGUAUGCCAACACAAGGAACAUCCAAUCCUCAGUAUCAACCUUUUAUAAACAAUGAAAAAGACGCAAACGGUACAAGUUCGACCAAUUAUCAGUACAACACUAUCACAUGUUUGCCUGCCUAUCGUGCCGCAUCAGUGGAAGAAUUACGAUUGCAAGAUUACCAGCAAGGAAGAAAAACUGGCAAUGCUGGCCCCAGCACGGGUGGCUUCGGACAACCUGCUGCUACAAAUGCAUUUGGAGCAGGUAGCACUGGAGGCUCAUUGUUUGGCGGACAGGCUCAACAAUCUACUGGUGGUUUUGGCUCAAGUACAACUGGAGGAGGCUUGUUUGGUCAGAAUAAUCAACAGCCCCAACAACAAUCCGGUGGCCUCUUUGGCUCUUCUACAAAUACCAAUACAACCGGAGGAGGUUUAUUUGGCCAACCUGCUCAGCAACAAAGUGGUGGUGGCCUUUUCGGUCAAAAUAAUCAACAACAGCAACAAGGCUCAACAGGUUUCACUUUUGGACAAAGCCAGCCUGCCAACAACACAGCAUCGUCUGGGUUCACAUUUGGACAGAACAAUCAACAGCAAAAUAAGCCUGGAGGUCUGUUUGGAGGUGGUAGUACGGGCGGAUUUGGCUCAUCAACAACACAACCUGCUUCGUCUGGCUUUUCUUUUGGUGGUAACACUGCUGCUCAGCAGCCACAAACGGGUGGAUUCGGUCAACCAGCAGCAUCAUCGGGAGGUUUCGGAUUUGGUGCUUCGACAACGGCAAAUCAGUCUAAGCCAGGCGGUCUGUUCGGAGCUACUACGACAGCUCCAUCAUCUGGCGGAUUUGGUGCAACAUCAACUUCUACUGCUACGGAUGCAAACAAGCCCGCCUUUUCCUUCGGAGGAGGAGCAGGUGGCUUUGGCUCGACAUCUGCGGCGCCUGGACAAACGACCACUGCGGCACCGACAGGUGGAUUAUUUGGCAAUCAACAAAACACAACAGCAGGUCAACCUUCUACAGGAUUCUCAUUCGGUGCUGCUGGUGCAAACAAUAAUCAAAGUGGGUUAGGUGGAGGUACAAAUUCGUCCUUCUCUUUCGGUGGUACUCAGCCACAACAACAAGGAGCUACGUCAACAGGAUUUGGCAGCAACACUUCCCUUUUCGGUCAGAAUAAGCCUGCAACAGGAGGUCUUUUUGGCUCCACGCAACCGCAACAACAGCAAACAGGAGCGUUCAGCUUCGGAGGAGCCAACAAUGCCACUUCAGGCCAAACAGCUGGAGGAGGAUUGUUCGGUGCAGGAGCAAAGCCGGCAACAGGUGGUCUAUUCGGAAGCAGUACAACUGGUGCAGCUCAACCGGGACAGGGAGCUGGCUUGUUUGGAAGUAGUACACUUGGAGGAGGUCAACAAGCUGCUGGUGCGACUGGAGGUCUCUUUGGCUCUGGCCAAAAUACUUCCGGCGGCCUGUUUGGAAACAAUCAAAAUACAAACGCUGCUUCUGGUACUGGUGGCCUUUUCGGUGGCUCAUCAACACUAGGUGGAGGAAAUUCUUUCGGCGGUGCUCAAUCAACCGGAUCACUAUUCGGUCAAUCACAAAUGAAUCAAUCUGCUGGCGCAAACUUGCAAACUAGCUUGAAUGCUAAUCCCUACGGUACCGAUUCGUUGUUUGGAGGUGCAGCUGCUUCUCUUACAGGCUCUUUGUCAUCUAAUCCAGAUGCUAGGGCAGGUCUAUCGAACAGUCAGGCCAUGCUUCCUUUCAAUGUAGCAAAGCCAUCUGUCAAGAAGCAACCUCCUCUCGUUCCUCCUUUCCGUCCAAGUCCUCGUGCAUCCACCCGAAUCACCAAACUACGUGGAUCGACUCCUGGCGCUGGAUUCCGAGAAAGUACUCCAGUUCGAGAAGGAACGCCAUCUCUAUUUGCAUCUGCAAAUGCAACAAGCCGUCCAAUCUCAAGUCCUUCAGCUGGCUCGCAUCUGUUCCGCGGAUUGAGCGAUGAUGUUGCAAGAUCGCAACGUGAAGCAUCUGUACCAACAUCCUUGCCAUCGCAGGCUUUCGUCGGCAGAUCAAGCGUGAAGAGAUUAGUGCUGGACGAUCAAACGAACAAGAGUGUAAACGCAUCCAACUUACUUGGCCGUUCGCGAUCUUUGUUUGGUGGAGUUCGUGGAUCAAGCGCUGCACCCGAGCAAACCAGUACCACUCCAUCUCACUCGCUCUUUGAUAGAUCAGCAACUGCUGCCGCAUCCCCAAGACCGAUCUCAUUCAGUCCAGCUUUGGAAACUGCAGCCGUAUCAAGAUCUCGUCCUGCCAACGGAAAUAUCACGUCUGAUCUGGCUGAUGAAAGCAGUUUCGCUCAAAGUCGCAGUAUUGGUGGUUAUGCUGAUUCACCAAGUAAGGGUGUAGAGAAGGGAUAUGAUGAAAGCUUGUCCUCAUUGCAUGCUGGCCCAACGAGUGCCAAGAGUGCAAAGGCGAACAAAGAAGACAUUCUGUUGCCCUUGGAUUAUUACACCGUCCCGACGUUGUCUGAGCUUCGGGAAUGGUCUCACGCAGAAUUACGCUCUGUUGAAAGCUUUGUUGUAGGUCGAAAGGGAUUCGGAGCUGUGGAAUUUAUUGAGCCAGUCGAUCUGACAACGGUUGGAGAAUUGAACAAUAUUCCUGGAGGCCUUGUCCAAUUACGCAGGAAGGAAUGUUUCGUAUAUCCAGACGAAGAAGACUGCUUCGAUCCUGAGACAGGAAACGAGCGAGAUGGUGUACAACCUGGCUUUGAUCCUAAACGUGUUCCAGGAGGUGGCAAGGCUUCACGCGGGGAAGGUUUGAAUGUACCAGCUUUCGUCAAUCUGGAAGGUUGCUGGCCCUUGGAUCGAAGCAACAGACAACCUAUCAAGGAUAUUGACCAUCCUCGUGUGAAGCAAAUGGUCAACAAAUUACGUAGAAGAUCGGACUUAGAGUUCAAAAAUUAUGAGCCAGUAUCUGGUACUUGGACCUUUAAAGUAGAACACUUUAGCCGAUAUGGUCUUGAUGGUGAAGACGAAGAUGAGGAGAAAGAAGCAGGAACUCAAAAAGAAAAGAGGGAUGAAUCAAAAGGCAAGACGGCUGCUGCCAAAGCAGGCCCAAGAGAAGAAAAAAGUCGCGAGAAAGACGAUGACGAAGAGAUGAUCAAUGUUACCAAAGAUCGUCUUCCGAGAGCUUCCCGAUCUGCAACACCUAAUGUGCAACAGCCUCCUUCCAAGACUGGCUCACAGCCAUGGGCAGCCACUUUGGGACUAGAGGCACGAAGAAUGCAGGUGAUGCAAGCGUCUUUCUUUGGUGGUACGACCGAACAGCCAAAAGAAGUUACCUCACCUGCAAAGACUGUCAAAGGCAAAGUAGGUCGCCCGGCCAGCCAAAGUGUUGAACCACAACCGACAAAUAAUGCUUCUCGCAGUACUUUUAGUACGCCCAUGAAAGUUGACGCUCUGCCAUCAAAGGAUACCUCGAAGACUGUUCAAGAGCCAUCUCAAACAAUCAACAUCGAAUUGGCACCUCCAUUGACAGUGCGACCUCGAAAGAUUACGAAAUUGGCCGUCGACAAGUCUAUUGCAGACGAUGGCCACGAGGCUGUACUGGAUGCAGGUUUAGCAAUGGGCCGCAGUUUUCGUGUUGGAUGGGGUCCUCAUGGUACUUUUGUACAUCGGUCAAAAGUGAUUGAUACAAGAUUCAAUGAUGCCAAUGACGCUCAACCUGAGAGCCUUUCCGUGGUGAAGAUGGGUAAAUUGCAAAUAUUCAAGCCUGGAGAAGAGAAAGGAGAAUCCGAGACUAUCGUUGAGAUGCUCAAAGUACAAUUGGAAAAUUCAAUCAUUGAAUCAGAGGCAGAUCCACUUGUGCAAAACGAAGAAGAGGAAGAUUCUUUGCCUUGUCCAAUCGCAUAUCCAAACCCCGAUCUACGGUUUAAACACUUUCUUGCCUCUCGAAAUACAGCGACGACAGAUCAUGAUACUCUUCAAAAACGAUUCGAAUCUGCCAUCUUUCGUCUUGGAUCUGCUUUAUUCGACGAAAUCGAUUUAAAGCUUUCGCAAGAUGCAGAUGAAUCUUUGAAGAUGCAUGCAUUGCGAAUGAGAAGAAAGCAUGCUUUGUCUGAAUGGAUUCGUUGGUAUGUCGAGCAUUCGAUUCGUGCCGAGGUUCGAACGCAAAUCGCUUCGCCUAAUCGUCAAAGCGGAGAAAAGAUCGUCUUUAGCCUUUUGAGUGGGGGAUAUUUUGAAGAAGCAUGUAAGCAAGCAUUGGAAAUAGGCAACGUUCGAUUGGCAACUCUUCUGGCUCAGGUGAACGGAGGCGGAAAUGAUGAUGAAUUUCGCCUGGAUGUAUUGGACCAAUUGAGCAUUUGGCGUGCAGCCGGAGCUGAUGCGUUCAUCUCAACCGAGUACAGAAAGAUUCUUGAAAUCUUGAGUGGAAAUGUUUUAAUCGGCAAGGGCAACGGCAAGCGAACCGAAACAGGGGAACGUGUGGAAGAUAUUGGCAUCUCUGCAGGACUUGACUGGGUACGCACUUUUGCCUUGUUCCUUCAUUAUGAUGCACACUUUGAAGAUAGUAUCGACGAUUCAAUUUUGUCGUACGAAUCAUGCGUUGGGAAAGGAUUGAACGAUCAUCUGAUUGUGCCACCCUUACCUCCUUAUUUGGAGAGAGAUGUGAAAGCUGGUUCAAAGCAGCUUCGUGAUCUCGUUCGCGAUCCACGUUCAUAUCCAAAAGAUAUUCUCUUUGGACUGCUGAAGAUCUAUUCGCAAUCUGAUUUUCCUCUUGAAGGAGUAUUGGAUCCACAUCAGUACGGCUCAAGCCCGUUGAACUUCAGCAUCGCCUUUCACGUCUCCCAAUUGUUAUCAAGAGUGUUGGGUAUUCGCGAUUUCAGUGAUCGUAUCGAUUUGGGAGUAGAGGGAGAGGCAAUCGCAAAAGAGUUCAAUUGGCGAGGAAAUAGCGCUAGUCAUGACAAUCUAUGUGUUCAUUUUGCCAUGCAACUUGAAUCGAUGAAUCAUUGGACUUGGGCAGCCUUCGUGCUUUUGCAUUUAGAAAUGCCGCAAAGUAGAAAGGAAAACAUUGUUUCUCUUUUGUCCCGAAACGUGGAUCGAUUUGGUCAAAUGGGAAAAGAUGUUAUUCAUACCAGCGAACGAUCAAAGACAGAGAUUGAAACUUCAGAUGAUGUCAAAUUCAUCACAGAGAGACUACGAAUUCCCAUCGAAUGGAUCUAUGAAGCUUUGGCAAAUGCAGCAGCAAAUGAUAAAGACCGAUUUGUGCAAUUCAAACUUCUUUUGCGUGCUAGAUUAUUUAGCAAAGCCCAUUCGGUUGCAGUCAUUUAUUUGGCACCUGAAGGUAUCAUUCGUCAUGAUUUCACAUUAAUCAUGGAGCUGUUCACGCCUUUCCGCAAGAGUGCUAUCAAUGCUACAAAGCAUCUUCGGGAUGAAUUUGAAGAGGAAGAAAAUCAACAAGAUGCUGGUGAUCAAAUCGACGUUUCCGGCUGGCAAGCAGGUGGACAGACAUUCUUGGAUUACAUUGCUAUUUGUCGAUCUUUGCCUUGGUUGGUGGGCACCCAUGCGGCAAAUGUAGUGAACGCAAUGGAAUCAAUCUUUCCGGGAGAACGAAAUGAAGAAAUCGAUUUGCGAGAAGCGUUGCAGGCCAUUUCAUCCUCUUUCGGUUCGGAAACUGCUGAUGCGAUCCGCAAGAUUGACAGGAUUGCUUCAAGAAUCCCAAAUCUUCUGCAAAGGAUUGAUGAAUUGUUUGACAGUUUCAUUGGAGCAAAAGGCGAUCAAACAACCAUCAUGGUAGCACGGAAGCAGAUGGUUCAAAGUGUGCAUAAUUGCAUUCGAUCCCUGAAGGCGACGAGAGUACUGGCAAAGUUGGCCAAUUUCAUUCCAUCUUUGAAUGUUGAUUUGAGUGUAAUGGCUGAUUCGGAAACACGUUUGGCCAGCUCGGAUGGAAUCUCAUCUCCGCAAAUCGAGAUUGAAAAUUUGCACUUUAUGGCCAAUGCAUAUUGCAGUGCAAUGGUAGAAAGCAGCGCAUGA